GCUAUAUAAGUCACAAAUUCUCACUUGGUGUUUAACUUACGUGGAGCAACCAUACCAGACAAUGUUGAUUCAAUAUCUUCUUGCCACUGUCUUGGUCUUUCAGGCCUCGGCCAGUCCUUUCCGUUUACAUCCUAAAAUUACCGAUGGCGAGGACGCGGAACCAGGCGAAUUUCCUUAUCAAGUGUCUAUUCGAUGGGGUGUACCACCAUUAGUCAAAUAUAAUCAUGCUUGCGGUGGUUCGAUCUUGAAUGAGCGUUAUAUUUUGACCGCUGGACAUUGCAUUCUUAAAUUAGGCAAGCUGCAAGUUUUCGCUGGUAAACAUCACGUUUCGGAAGUAGAGUCCACCGAGCAAGGAGUUCAAGUCGAAAAGGCCUAUGUUCACGAAAAAUAUCCAGGAGGUGUUGCUCCAUACGACAUUGCUAUUGUGAAACUGAAAACACCUCUCGUUUUGAAUAAGAGAGUUUCUGCUGUUCGUCUGCCCAAACAAGAUGAGGUACGAACUGGAGAUGCCGUACUUACCGGAUGGGGUUCCACUUCCAAAGAGUUACUUCCAAAGCUACCUAAAAUUCUUCAGAAGGCUACUCUUCCUAUAUUGGACAAUGAGACUUGUCGCAACAAAUUCCCAGAUGAUAUUAUCGGCAAAGCAAAAAUCUACGACACUCAAAUCUGCACUGACGCUGUUUCAGAGAUGUCCGCUUGCUCUGGUGACUCUGGCGGCCCAUUGGUUCAAUUUGAAAACGGAACUCCUGUCCAAAUCGGUGUCGUUUCAUGGGGUGUCUAUCCGUGCGGUGUAUCCGGCUCUCCUUCUGUCUACACUCGUGUAGCUUCUUACGUUGACUGGAUUAACAAUAUUAUUAACGCAAAUGCGGCUAAUUCGUUGGAUGGUCAAUCAAUCGAGAUGGCUUCCUUCAAGUACAUCAUUCUCUUUGCUCUCCUAGCAGUGGUAUUUGCCGAGAGGCUCGACAACUUCAGGCCUGUUCUUCAAGCUCGACCUCAUCUCGGCUUUAGAGUGCCAUUCUGGAACCAAGUAGUUGGAGGUAGCGAAGCACCGAAAAAUGCCUAUCCAUACAUUGUUUCGCUUCAAUGGGGCAUAGGCAGCGCCUUGCAGCAUUUCUGUGCCGGAUCCAUUUUGGAUAAACAGUGGGUCGUGACUGCGGGACACUGCAUUCAAGCAGUUCCUGACUACGGUGACUUCCUCGUCAAAGCUGGAAAGCACAGCAUUGGAUCUUCCGAGAGCAGCGAACAAUCUAUCAAAGUGCAGAAGUCUUUUGUGCAUAAGAAGUAUCAAGGUGGUGUUGGCCCGUACGACAUUGCUCUGAUAAAACUCGCGAAACCAUUGAAACUUUCGAAAGAAGUGCAGCCCGUUCAGUUGCCAAAGGCAGAAAGCGAUCCGAAGGGUGACGCGAGGCUUAUCGGAUGGGGCUCUACUGAGCGUGGCACGCCGGACAAACUUCAACAUGUCGAUGUAGUUUACGUAGAUCGCCAGACCUGUUACGACUCUGUCAAGCGUCUGACAGGAUCCUCUCCCGUUCACGAGACCAAUGUCUGCUCUGGACCAUUAGAUGGCGGAAUCUCCGCGUGCAGCGGUGAUUCUGGCGGUCCUCUCACCUCGCUGUCAAAUAGCAAACCGGUGCUUAACGGAAUCGUCUCUUGGGGUAUCAUCCCGUGCGGUACCGUGGGCGCGCCAUCCGUUUACACUAGAGUGUCCAAGUUCAACUCGUGGAUUCAAUCGACGAUGUCCAGCAAUUAAUGAAAAUUAUAUUGACGAUGUAUUGAUGUAUACUGAUAACAAGCUAUUUUAUUCAAUAUGACAAAAUAAAUAAUCAGAGCAUUAAAAAGUAAA
This is a messenger RNA of Pseudomyrmex gracilis, 1843 nucleotides long. Its product is annotated as transmembrane protease serine 9-like. The record is from RefSeq and is a predicted model, not a curated record. Bases 62 to 1750 code for a protein of 562 amino acids. The transcript is spliced from 8 exons. Gene Ontology annotation, molecular function: serine-type endopeptidase activity. NCBI's taxonomy places the organism in Eukaryota, Metazoa, Arthropoda, Insecta, Hymenoptera, Formicidae. Gene Ontology annotation, biological process: proteolysis.